UAUCACAUUAGCUUGGUGAGGUAGCUAGCCUCGGAAAGCUUGGUCGUGUGGCCGUCGUUUACUGUUUUUUGUUUAAUUCUUCUUUCACCGCUGAGAGGAUUGCGCAUUGGUAACUGAUAACUGCCUUCUCACGCCUGCUGGAGAGGAUAAUCGCCGGACCUUGUGUUUGCACGGAUCCCAAUGAUGAGUUAUGCUGAAAAGCCAGAGGACAUCACAAAAGAAGAGUGGAUGGAUAAAUUAAACAACGUUCACAUACAGAGGGCGGACAUGAAUCGGCUCAUUAUGAAUUACCUGGUGACAGAGGGCUUCAAAGAGGCAGCGGAGAAGUUUCGGAUGGAGUCUGGUAUCGAACCAAGUGUGGACCUGGACUCUUUGGAUGAAAGGAUAAAGAUUAGAGAGAUGAUCCUGAAAGGCCAGAUACAGGAAGCUAUUGCACUCAUCAACAGCCUACACCCAGAGCUCCUUGACACCAAUCGAUACUUGUAUUUUCACCUGCAGCAGCAGCAUUUGAUUGAGUUAAUCAGGCUAAGAGAGACUGAGUCAGCGCUGGAGUUUGCUCAGACACAGCUGGCGGAGCAGGGGGAGGAGAGCCGAGAGUGUCUGACAGAGAUGGAGCGAACACUAGCUCUCCUGGCCUUUGACAACCCUGAAGAGUCGCCCUUCGGAGACCUGCUUAACAUGAUGCAGCGGCAAAAGGUGUGGAGUGAGGUGAACCAAGCUGUGCUGGACUAUGAAAACAGGGAGUCAACGCCCAAACUGGCUAAACUCCUGAAGUUACUGCUGUGGGCUCAAAAUGAGCUGGAUCAGAAGAAGGUGAAAUAUCCCAAAAUGACUGACCUUAGCACGGGCACCAUCGAGGACCCCAAGUGAACAUAACAGACAAGAACAACCACCUUCCACGUCCCCUUAAUUUAUGAUCAGUCAGUGACUGUGUGAGACAACCAGGUAACAUAUAUGUAUAAACAAAUGCUACGUUGUUUUUUCAUUUUCCAUUCAUGAGAGGUAAGACUUAACUCAUUGUGCAAACUGUAAAUUGCUGUAUUUGCAAAGUGACAGAAAUUAUUUAGUUUAAAUACUGAUCCUGGAUUUUUAGAUAGAUAUUGGAGAUGACAAAUUCAAAUAGCUGUUUUAUAUUUUGUCUUUUGAAAGCCUCCGCUGGUAGUAUUAUUUAUUGUGAUCAUUUUCCCCACCAAAACAUUAUUUUGCCAGAAAGAGCGUUGAUGGUGUGAAUGAACAAUGUUAAUAGUGUGUGUGGGGCUAAAACCUUGGCUCUCUACGGCGCAGAGGAGUACGGCUGAAACGGCAAGAUAUAAAUGCCCUCUUGUACUGAAGAUAUGUUUAGAUUGAGACUGCAGAAGUAUAGAUUGUUUCAAAUCAGAAAUGAGUUUAAAGUCUAAAUUUCAUAAACAAAAUGUGACUAUUUUUCAAAUAAAUGGAAAGCUACACUUUAUUAAUGUAAUAUAAUUUUACUUAAUGUAAUAUUUAGGAUUUUAUUUACUUUGGUGUUUGGCAAUUUGCUAUAAAGUCAGCCACAUGCUUUUUACACCGUGAAAUUUGAUUGUACCUUUACAAUAUGUGUAUGGUAUGAAUUGCCUUGUAAAUUCAUCAAUUUCACAAGUAUUUGAGAAGGUGAAAUGUGUCCAGACUGAUGGGUUAAAAUCAGUGACGGCUUUCUUACUGAGUUGAGCUCACUAUGCCUUUUCUGAGCUCCACAGUAUGCACUGUAUGCACCUGAUGAUGCAAAAGGUUGUGUGUGCUUCUAUGCUACAGAAGUUUUGAGGUUAAGUUCUGCCCAUCCCGUUGAUGUAAGCAGGAUUUAUACGCUGCUUGAGAGAAAGUGCUGCUUCAAGAAAUAUUUAAGAACGACAGGGCUGUCAACUGUAGCUGCUGUCGAGUUCAAACUCUCACAUUUGGAUUUGCUUCAGACUGGAACAUAUACUUGUGUUCAGUGAUGUUGUUAUAGUAAGUAAUAAUGAUCCAAAGCUGAUAAAUUUAGAAUCUGGACAGGUAUUUUGAAGAGUGCUGUCAUUUUCCCACUUUUUGAAGUAUUUUCACAUUACCUGCAUGUAAGUGUAACUUUGUUUCAAUGGGGGAAAGGCACUUGUGCUUGUUAAUUUUGUUUGGUUUGUUUAUAUCUAUCCAUCUAUCUAUCUAUCUAUACAUAUAUAUGUAUGUAUGUGUGUGUGUAUA
Stegastes partitus (bicolor damselfish) is the source of this 2190-nucleotide messenger RNA. Its product is annotated as glucose-induced degradation protein 8 homolog. Gene Ontology annotation, molecular function: protein binding. Bases 181 to 870 code for a protein of 229 amino acids. NCBI's taxonomy places the organism in Eukaryota, Metazoa, Chordata, Actinopteri, Pomacentridae. The transcript has 5 exons. The record is from RefSeq and is a predicted model, not a curated record.